This is a messenger RNA of Ilex paraguariensis (yerba mate), 659 nucleotides long. The record is from the annotation of a GenBank genome assembly. NCBI's taxonomy places the organism in Eukaryota, Viridiplantae, Streptophyta, Magnoliopsida, Aquifoliales, Aquifoliaceae.
CAUGAGCCUCUUUCAUCAUGAAGAGCCACCAAACCCCUCCAAGAAAUGCAAAUUCCUCAAGGAUGCAUUCACCAACUGCCAUACAUUUAGCGGAAGGCUAUCUUCUUCAGCCACAGAAGAAGAUGAUCCAGCCAGCGACUGUGAUGACGAACAGGAAUUAUUUGUUUCUGCAGUUAUAAGUAAGUACAAGGAGGCUAAAUGCAGACGAAAGGCAAGCUUCACAGUGGAUAGCAUCAGUUGGGCAUUGUCUCCAACAAGAGGAGAGUUUUGUAUUCCUCCAAAGGCAAAGCAACAAAAGGAAAAUACUGAGAAAGAAACAGAGGACUUCUUCUCUGUUAAAAGUUGUUUAUCUAGGUGUUCCAGUACUUCAAGCAUGGAUGCAUAUGUCUCUGUUAGGACAACUUUUUCACGAUGUUCAAGCUUGAACAGGAUUGAUUUCCCAGAUUUUCGGAGGCGAUCGAUUAUUCGGGAGUUUUCUCACUGUGAGGGAUGGCCCUUUGGUCUGUGCAGGAAGGCUCUGUUGCUUCCUCCUCUGCCCAAAUCCCCAUCUGAAUCUUGGUCAUGGCGUAAAAAAGCUAGAAUGGUGUAGUUUCUUUGAUGAGUUGAUGUUUACAACAUGUUUCUUCUCUCAUUGAUGUAACCCAGUCUCAGAAUAAAAU